AUGAAUGGGAAAUUAACAGUGAGGGCGUUGAACUCAAUAUUCCAACAAUGGGAAACACAGGCACCAGACACUUGGAACAUCAGCGGAGAGCCAUGCAGCGGACGUGCUCUUAGUGACAGUGAUUCUGUGUUCGAGGACUCUUCUAAUAACCCGGCUAUUAGAUGUGACUGUUCUUUUGAAAAUGGCACUAUCUGUCACAUAACUAGACUGAGGGUAUUUUCUCUAGAAAAGCGAGGAAAGAUACCAGAGGAGCUUUUAGCUUUGAGAUUUCUGACCUUCUUGAAGAUUGAUCAAAACUUCUUCACUGGUCCCUUGCCAGCAUUUAUUGGAAAUAUGUCCAGACUAGCGUUGCUGUCAGUUGCUCAGAAUUCAUUAUCUGGACCCAUUCCAAAGGAGAUUGGAAAUCUUAAAGAACUCUAUAUGCUGUCUCUUGGUAUUAAUAAUUUCUCUGGAACGCUCCCUCCAGAGCUGGGUAAUCUAGUUGAACUUCAACAACUUUACAUUAACAGUUGUGGAUUCACUGGUGAAAUCCCCUCAACCUUUGCUAACCUUCGAAAUUUGCAAAUUGUCUUGUUGAAUUUCAGGUAUGCAUCAGAUAACGCUUUAACAGGCAAAAUACCUGACUUUAUUGGCAAUAACUGGACAAAGCUUGCAUCAUUGAAACUUGAAGGGAACUCUUUCGAAGGUCCUAUACCAUCCAAUAUUGGAAACUUAACCUCACUGACGAUUCUGCGAAUUUCUGGUAUAUACAAUGGGAGCUCUUCUCUUGAUUUCGUUAGAAAUUUAAAGAACAUAGCCGACUUAGUUCUAAGAAAUGUUUUACUAACUGGUAGUAUUCCGACUGAUAUCGUAGAAUUCCAAUCUUUACAAAAGCUGGAUUUGAGUUUCAACAACUUAACAGGCCAAAUUCCAAGUGAAUUGUUCAAUAUGAAUUCUCUUACGUUUCUUGGAAAUAAUAGUCUGUCAGGUACCCUUCCUAGUCAAAAGAGCCAAAGUCUAAAGAAUAUAGAUGUAUCUUACAAUCAUCUAUCAGGAAAUUUGCCCUCAUGGAGAGACUCAAGCUUACAAGUACUUUUACCAGGAUUGCAAUGCCUUCAAAGAGGUUUCCCAUGCAACAGAAAUGCUCCACGAUAUGCAAACUUUGCAAUCAAGUGUGGUGGUCCACAGAUGACUGCCGAUGGGAUACUUUUUGAGGCUGAGAACAGUACUCUGGGCGCUGCAACGUUUAAUGUAACCAGUACACAAAAAUGGGCAGUUAGCAACGUAGGUUUGUAUGAAGACAGGGAGAAUCCACUGUAUGUGCAAAACACUUUUGCACAAGUGAAAAGCACCAACACUCCAGCGAUUUAUCAGACUUCAAGGAUAUCCCCUGCAUCACUAAGAUACUAUGGCCUAGGCCUUGAGAAUGGGCCUUAUACUGUAAACUUGUUCUUUGCGGAAACAGCGUACCCAGAUAGAAGCACUCAGUCUUGGAAGAGUCUAGGAAGGCGUGUUUUUGAUAUUUAUAUUCAGGGAUCCCUCAAAGCAAAGGAUUUCGAUAUCUCAAAGGAGGCAGGUGGAGCUGAGAGAGCAAUUACUAGGAAUUUCACUGCUAAUGUGACAGAGAACCAUCUUGAAAUUCACCUGUUUUGGGCUGGUAAAGGGACCUGCUGUGUACCAGAAUUCGGUUACUAUGGUCCAUCCAUCUCAGCUAUUAGUGUUGUCCCAGACUUUAUACCAACUGUUAGUGGGUUACCCCCGGGCACUUCUAGCAGGAAAAACCAGACAGCAUUGAUUGUUGGUAUCAUAGUUCCUGUUGGAGUUGCAGCUUUGAUACUGAUAUGUGUGAUUAUUUUCUUUAAGAGAAGAAAGAAAUAUGAUGAUGAUGAGGAAGUGCUUCUCGCAAUUGGUCCUAGACCAAACACAUUUAGCUAUGCUGAGUUGAAAGCCGCCACAGAAGACUUUAGUCCUUCAAACAAAUUAGGAGAAGGGGGAUUUGGAGCAGUCUACAAGGGUACACUUUCUGAUGGGAGGGUAGUAGCUGUGAAGCAACUUUCAGUAGCAUCUCACCAAGGGAAAAGUCAAUUUAUUGCUGAGGUAGCUACCAUAUCAGCAGUGCAACAUCGCAAUCUUGUCAAACUAUACGGAUGCUGCAUCGAAGGGAAAAGGCAUCUCCUUGUUUAUGAGUAUCUUGAGAACAAAAGCCUUGAUCAGGCACUCUUUGGACGCAGUGACUUGCAUCUUGAUUGGGCAACCCGCUUCAAUAUCUGCUUAGCAACUGCAAGAGGGUUAGCUUAUCUUCACGAGGAGUCUAGGCCACGGAUUGUACACAGAGAUGUUAAGGCAAGUAAUAUUUUGCUUGAUGCAGAACUAUGUCCAAAAAUAUCUGAUUUUGGAUUGGCAAAGCUCUAUGAUGACAAAAAAACGCACAUCAGCACUCGGGUUGCAGGAACCAUUGGCUACCUGGCGCCAGAGUACGCAAUGCGUGGACAUCUCACUGAGAAAGCUGAUGUUUUCGGCUUUGGUAUUGUUGCUUUGGAGAUCCUCAGCGGUAGACCUAACACUGAUAAUAGCUUGAAGGAUGACAAGAUCUAUCUUCUGGAAUGGGCAUGGGCUAUACAUGAAAAUAACCAAAGCUUGGAUUUGGUUGAUCCAAAUUUAGUGGAGUUGGAUGAAAAUGAAGCUCUCCGAGUGAUGGGAGUGGCACUUUUGUGCACUCAAGGAUCACCAACGAUGCGGCCGCCCAUGUCUCGUGUCGUUGCUAUGCUUGCAGGAGAUAUUGAAGUGAGCGGUAUUAUAACAAGGCCAAGUUAUCUAACUGACUGGGAUUUUAAGGAUUUAACAGGCAGCUUUAUGACAGAAGAUACACAAAACUCCAUAGCAUCUGAGAAUACUGACAACAAUAGUAAUAUCAACAUUAACCCAGGGGCAGCACCAAAUCUUUCUUCAGUAAAUGUCACCGAAUUCAGUGACAUUAUGGAAGGAAGGUGA
Theobroma umbraticum is the source of this 2970-nucleotide messenger RNA. The record is from RefSeq and is a predicted model, not a curated record. Lineage: Eukaryota; Viridiplantae; Streptophyta; Magnoliopsida; Malvales; Malvaceae.